Messenger RNA from Musa acuminata subsp. malaccensis (wild Malaysian banana), 1213 nucleotides. RefSeq lists its product as uncharacterized. The record is from RefSeq and is a predicted model, not a curated record. NCBI's taxonomy places the organism in Eukaryota, Viridiplantae, Streptophyta, Magnoliopsida, Zingiberales, Musaceae.
AUGAGAAAACUGUGCCCAAACCUCGAUCGCGAAGAUGGCCUCGACACCGUCCUCGAGGUCCCGAUCCCGGAAGAAAUGUUCGCCAGCGCGGGCACCGGCGCCGCCCGGUGGCGCAACAUGAGGACCUGGCUCGAGGCGCAGGCCUUCGACAAGGCCGCCGCCCCCGCUCAGCUGUCCAGCCGCACCGUCGAACUGCAGCUCCUCCUCAACGUCGUCAGCUCGCCCCUCAUCCCCUGCCCCGUUCCCCUCGAUCACCCCUUCAACCUCUCCAUUCAGAUUCGGGAUUGCUCCAUUCAAGCAUCGACUGCCAAGUACAUCAUCCAGCAGUACAUUGCAGCCACCGGAGGGCAGACGGCGUUGGCGUCGGUGAGCAGCAUGUACGCUGUGGGCAAGCUGCAGAUGAGUGCGUCGGAAUUCCACGUCGGAAACCAGACCGUGGCCGCCAAGAGGAAAGGCGAGAUCGGAGGGUACGUGUUAUGGCAAAAGAACCCCGGCGUCUGGUACUUCGAGCUCAUCAUGGCGGGCAGCAAGAUGAGCGCCGGCAGCGACGGCAAGGUGGCGUGGAGGCAGUCGGCUUCGGAGCAAUCGCAUGCUUCUCGAGGCCCGCCGCGGCCAUUGCGCCGAUCCCUACAAGGCUUGGAUCCAAGGUCAACGGCCACCCUCUUCUCGGACGCGGUCUGCAUUGGUGAGAAGGUCAUCGAUGGCGAGGAGUGCUUCAUCCUGAAGUUGGAGUCGAACCCAGCGACCCUGAGAGCCCGGAGCGCCGACACUUUCGACAUCAUCCACCACACCAUAUGGGGAUACUUCAGCCAGCGCACCGGCCUCCUCGUCCAGCUGGCGGACACCCAUCUCCUGCGCAUGAAGGCCGGACGACGAGGGCAGAGCAAGAGCAUCUUCUGGGAGACGAGCAUGGAGUCGGCUAUCCGCGACUACCGCUACGUCGACGGCGUCAAGAUCGCGCACGCGGGUCGGACCAUGGUCACGCUGUUCCGGUACGGGGAGGGGUCGGUGAACCACAAGAGGAAGAUGGAGGAGACUUGGACCAUCGAGGAGGUGGACUUCAACCUGUGGGGGCUGUCCAUGGAGUGCUUCCUGCCGCCGGCCGACCUGAAGGAGGAGGAAGGUGGCGACUGACCGCCAUGGAGGAUGAGGUUUCUGUCAGAGAAGUCUUAGCACCUCAAUCGAGGGAAUGAUAAGGAGGAGGAACGUAGGA